Molecule: messenger RNA, 2465 nt
Organism: Schistosoma turkestanicum
Lineage: Eukaryota; Metazoa; Platyhelminthes; Trematoda; Strigeidida; Schistosomatidae
Source: the annotation of a GenBank genome assembly
AUGAUGGUUUAUUCAACUGUAAAUCCAGUAAUUAAAGCUCUAAGUCCAAAUGAAGGAUGGGUUACAGGUGGUGAAACAAUCACUGUGAUUGGUGAGAAUUUUUUUCCUGGUCUACAAAUUGUUUUUGGAUCAACUGCUGUAUGGGGUGAAUUGAUUACACCACAUGCUCUACGUGUUAACACUCCACCAAGACAUUUAUCUGGUGUUGUUGAAGUGACAUUGGCAUUUAAAAAUAAAACAUUUUGUAAAAAUAAUCCAGGUCGAUUUGCUUAUAUUGCAAUGACUGAUCCGACAAUUGAAUAUGGAUUUCAAAGAUUAUGCAAAAUUAUUCCACGUCAUCCAGGUGAUCCAGAGCGUUUACCACGUGAAAUAAUUUUAAAACGUGCAGCAGAUCUAGCUGAAGCAUUAUAUACAAUGCCUAGUCGUGGUGGUAUGGUAGGAUUUCGAUCACCACCGUUACACCUUGUUUCACAGCCAUUACAACAACAACCCCAACAGCCAACAUCAUCAUCAUCAUCUUCGUUAUUUUGUAUGAGUCAAGAAGGCGGAGGUGGAGGCGGAGGAGGAGGAGAAGUAGACGAACUAGACCAUGAACAAGAAUGUCAUCAUCAUCAGCAGCAUCAUCGACAACAACAACAACAACAGUUAAAUAAUCAUUGUACUACAUCAAACAAUAACGAUAAUAAUCAUGCCAAUCCUAUUUCAUUAUGUUCCAAUUUAUCAUCACUGGAAAUGGGAUCAAUGAAUAGCGUUUUAGCAUUGACCAAUCGAAAUGGUAUUCAUCUUUAUCCAUAUGGCAUGACGACAACGACACCAACGCCGGUGACGACAACGGCGACAACACCAAUCACAGCAACAAUGUCAUCAUUAUUUCAUUCACCAUCAAUUUUAUCCAGUUUAGAACAUAAUGAACAUCGUGACAAUUUAUCAGCAUUGUAUGAUUCUAGACUUGGUCUACAUAGAGCUUUGUAUACAUUUGAUGGAAAAGACAAUAAUGAUCAUAGUAAUAACUGUAGUUGUACUACUACAUCUGGUCCGUUAAAAACUACAACAACACAUUUAACUUAUUCCACUUCGAAUUCUGAAUCGAUUGUAGGUGAAAACAGUCCUGAAAGUAGCACAGCUGCUACUACUACUACUACUAAUGCCGGUGUUAGUAGUAAUUGUCAGUCCCAUUUGAAUCUGCAACGAUCACAACAUAGAUUUGGUGAUGUUGUUGAAAAUGAUCACGAAGAAGCUGACAAUAAUAAUAGUGGUAAUAAUGACUAUUCAGCUAAUCAUGAAUCAUGUCUAAUCAUGGGUGGUAAUAAAAAGUUAAGACAGUCAACAUUUUUUACCGAAUCCACAAACCACCACCAUCAACAUCAACACCAUCCUCAUCCAUUAAAGCGGUUACGCAGUAGUGAUUGGUCACUCGAUGAGACGCAUACCAGUGAGGCGAGAUUACGACAAGAAACAAAUGAUGCACUAAUCAAAAUGACUAAUAAUUCAUUUCAAACAAUCACACGUAAUGGAUCACCACCUUAUCUACAGCGUAUGAAUAAUGAUACUGUUGUGCCUGAGAUGAAUUCGUCACAUCAUGAAAAACAAUUGAUUUCUUCAUGUCUGUCUACAAGUUUUACAUCACAUAUGAAUCAUUCUUACUGUGAGGCAUCACAAGCAACUACAUUAGAUUCCACUAAUGGCAGUAAUAGUAAUAAUAAUAACAGUGAUAAUUGUCUGUCGAAAUCAAUCAAUACAAAUGGAAUAUAUGAGUACAAUGACAAUGCAGCGCAAACAAAUAACAAUGUCAAUCAAUCGCUUUGUCCGCAGAUCACCUCUUAUUCAAAAUUCAAUAAAUCAUCUAACUAUGCAGAGAAUAAAAAUCGAUCUCAUGUAUCUUUGGCAAAAUCAACUACUUGUGGCCUACCAACAAACGAAUUGACUUCUAUGAUUGGCAAUAAAACAACCGAUAAUGAUCAUAAUAAUAAUAAUAACAAUAAUUCAUGGACUGGAUCAUCAAGCAACUUGCAUGUUAGUGUAAAUGUUAUUGAUCCGCAUUUAUCAACGUCGUCAAUUUAUCCACUAGAUAAUUAUACAAAUCAUGAUAUACAAUCAACAUCAUCAUCAUCAUCUUUAUGUUCUAAAACACAAGAAUCAUUGUCUUCAACAAGAAAUCCAGUCAAUACUACUUCAACUCUAUCACCGGUACUAACACGAACAAAUUCUCUACAAUCCUCUACUAAUCAUAGGCAUCAAAUUCCAUUAAUGCAAAGAGUCAAAACAUUAUCUUCACCUUUAUCUUCAUCAACUUCCAUCUCUUCCUCUUCUUCGUCAUCACCAUCAUCAUCAUCAUCAUCAACUUCAUCUGCUGCGACUGUUAUGAUUCAAUGAUCAAUUCCAAAAAUUGUCAUGAAUUCUUCAAUUAGUUCAAUUACACAAUACAAUGAAUGGUCAAGAUAAUCAACAGAUCAUCAGUAACCAAA